Egretta garzetta (little egret) is the source of this 615-nucleotide messenger RNA. RefSeq names its product ring finger protein 222 (gene RNF222). The record is from RefSeq and is a predicted model, not a curated record. Lineage: Eukaryota; Metazoa; Chordata; Aves; Pelecaniformes; Ardeidae. The transcript has 2 exons. The coding region runs from base 1 to 615 and encodes 204 amino acids.
AUGUCUGAGACCUCGUCCAGCAAGGAGGGUCUCCCGGCCGAGUGCCCUGUGUGCUACGAGAAGUUUCACCCGCUGGAGGCCACACGCCGCAAGCUCAGCUGCGGGCACACCUUUUGCCACGACUGCCUGGUGAAGUGCCUGCUCUCUGCCAAGCUCGACGGCCACAGGAAGGCAGCUCUAUGGCUGCCCAAGGCGGGCACCAACCCCCAGGCACUGGAGAUGCCUCUGUCACCUUCCUCCUUGCCCCACCUGACCAAAAUGGAGGCCAGCAACACCUUGGUGGUGCCCAGCCAUUUUGUGAUGCCGGUGCAGAGCUUCGAGCGGUGCUGCAGCAUGGGGAACGACCCCCUGCACUCACAGGUGGUCCCAGGGGAGCUGGCGCGGGAAGCCCACAUCUUCGUCAUCAGCGACCAUGGGAUGCCACUGGUGGAUGUAGACUGUGGCUCCCUGGGGAGGAGAAGCAGAGCGGAAACGCCAAGCUUGGUGUCAUCCAGCUCGGCCCUGGGGGUGAAAUGCUGCCAGUCACCCAUUGCCCUCGCCGUCCUCCUCAUCUUGACUGUGGCCAUGCUGGCAGCUGUGCUCCCUUGGCUGCUGCUGGUGAAGAGGGACUCAUAG